AGGGAUCCGAAUGUUGGACCAGCCUUACAUGACUGACCUGAUCGAGGCCAAUUCCAUGGGCCACGAACCGCAUCUCAUUGACAUCUAUUCAGCAUCUUGGGGGCCAACAGAUGAUGGGAAAACUGUGGAUGGUCCAAGAAACGCCACAAUGAGAGCCAUUGUUCGUGGUGUCAAUGAGGGUCGGCGAGGAUUGGGCAACAUUUACGUGUGGGCCAGUGGGGACGGCGGCGAAGACGACGACUGCAACUGCGACGGCUACGCGGCGUCCAUG
Molecule: messenger RNA, 271 nt
Organism: Notodromas monacha
Lineage: Eukaryota; Metazoa; Arthropoda; Ostracoda; Podocopida; Cyprididae
Source: the annotation of a GenBank genome assembly